CAGACAGUGGAGUCAAGAUGGAUGGGAUUUUUAUAGCUCGGUUGCUAAGUCUUCAGACUCCGCAGAGGCUGGGAUACAUCUGAUAUCAGGGUUCCAAGUCUUCAAUCAACCAAGAGAGAGGCCAAUAUACCAUGACAUAGUGUACCAUUUCCGAGAUAUGACUCCUCAGGAACUGCAGCAUAUUCCAAGAAAUUUCAGAUAUGGCUGGUUUUGCACUACACUGUGUAUAGAGAGCAGAUGGUUUCUACCUUGGCUUAUGAGAAAAUUUCGGUUGAAUGGUGGACAAGUUGAGCACAGAACACUGCACAGUUUAGCAGAGUUAGCAGACACGUAUGAUCUGGUGGUCAACUGUAGUGGACUGAGGGCAAAGACAUUAGUUAAUGACCACAAGAUGUACCCAGCAAGAGGACAGAUGCUAAGAGUUGAGGCCCCAUGGCAGACACAUUUUAUCUAUGAUCUUGACUCGGGUCCUUAUAUUAUACCCUGUGCAGGCAAUGUGGUUGUUGGUGGACAACGUCAAGUCGGAAACUUCAAUCCAGAGAAAGAUCCAAAAGAUACCCAGAAUCUGUGGGAAUGGGGAACUCAGUUAUCCCCAAGCCUAAAGUCAGCCAAGUUGCUGUGGGAGUGGGUGGGGCUACGGCCCCACAGGGACCCCCCUCGUGUAGAAAUGGAACUCCUGAAGUUGGGAAGCAGAUCGUUAAAGGUAAUCCACAACUAUGGUCAGGGUGCCAAUGGAAUCACGCNCACUGAAGUUUGA
Lingula anatina is the source of this 757-nucleotide messenger RNA. Its product is annotated as D-aspartate oxidase. Gene Ontology annotation, molecular function: FAD binding; D-amino-acid oxidase activity. Gene Ontology annotation, biological process: D-amino acid catabolic process. Gene Ontology annotation, cellular component: cytoplasm. Lineage: Eukaryota; Metazoa; Brachiopoda; Lingulata; Lingulida; Lingulidae. The record is from RefSeq and is a predicted model, not a curated record.